UUCGGCGGCAGCGCGCGGGUCCGGCCGCGUCCCGCGUUCCGGGUUCGGCGCUGCCUCCCGGCCGGUGAGCCGUGCCCAGCGGCGAUCGCUGUCUGCGUCCAGCCUGUGUGCCGCUGAGCGAAGCCCGGGUGGUGUGUCCCAGGGCCGCCAGCGCCGGCCCCCUCCCUCCCCUCCCCCUUGGCCCGCUCUCAGACUCAGAUAAAGCAUUUCCUUCCAUUGUCAUCCUACCCGGCCGGCCAGGCUGCCAGGGCCCUCCCCCUCCCGGCCCCCUCCCUUCCUCUCGCCGUCUCACAGUCGCUCUGCAGCCUCCGGCGACCGGGGGGAUGUGAGGCCGGCGCCCCGGCCCCCCGCCCGCCAUGAGCCCCCGGCUCUGAGGGCCCCGGCCCCUGGAUGCACAGCCCCGGCGCGGGGUGCCCUGCCCUCCGGCCAGACACACCAGGCUCUCAGCCCCAGCCCAUGGAUCUGCGAGUGGGCCGCUCAGUGGAGCCCCCGCCAGAGCCUGCGCUGCUGACCCUGCAGCACCCCCAGCGCCUGCACCGCCAUCUCUUCCUGGCAGGCUUGCAACAGCAACAGCGCUCAGCUGAGCCCAUGAGGCUCUCAAUGGACCCACCAGUGCCGGAGCUGCAGGGGGGACGGCAGGAGCAAGAACUCCGACAGCUCCUCAAUAAAGACAAGAGCAAGCGAAGUGCCGUAGCCAGCAGUGUGGUCAAGCAGAAGCUGGCUGAAGUGAUCUUGAAGAAACAGCAGGCAGCCCUUGAGAGAACAGUCCAUCCCAGCAGCCCCAGUAUCCCCUACAGAACUCUUGAGCCUUUGGACACAGAGGGUGCUGCCCGCUCCGUGCUUAGUAGCUUCCUGCCUCCUGUUCCCAGCCUGCCUACUGAACCCCCGGAACACUUUCCCCUGCGGAAAACAGUGUCUGAGCCCAACCUGAAGCUGCGCUACAAACCCAAGAAAUCCCUGGAGAGGCGCAAGAAUCCCCUGCUCAGGAAGGAGAGUGCCCCGCCCAGCCUUCGGAGGAGGCCUGCUGAGACUCUUGGAGAUUCCUCCCCCAGUAGUAGCAGCACACCCGCGUCAGGGUGCAGCUCCCCCAAUGACAGCGAGCAUGGCCCUAACCCUGCCCUGGGCUCAGAGGCUGAUGGUGACCGCAGGACCCAUUCAACUUUGGGCCCUCGGGGUCCUGUCCUGGGGAACCCCCAUGCUCCCCUCUUCCUGCACCACGGUCUGGAGCCGGAGGCUGGGGGCACCUUACCCUCUCGCCUGCAGCCCAUUCUCCUGCUGGAUCCUUCAGUCUCUCAUGCCCCACUGUGGACUGUGCCUGGGCUCGGACCCUUGCCCUUCCACUUUGCCCAGCCCUUACUGACCACCGAGCGGCUCUCUGGGUCAGGCCUCCAUCGGCCCCUUAACCGGACCCGCUCAGAGCCCCUGCCCCCCAGCGCCACUGCCUCCCCUCUGCUGGGCCCGCUGCAACCCCGCCAGGAUCGGCUCAAACCUCAUGUCCAGCUGAUCAAGCCAGCCAUCUCCCCUCCCCAGAGGCCCGCCAAGCCCAGUGAGAAGCCCCGGCUGCGGCAGAUACCCUCGGCUGAGGACCUAGAGACAGAUGGUGGGGGAGUGGGACCUUUGGCGAAUGAUGGCCUGGAACCCAGGGAAUCAGUCCGUGGGCCUCCUGAGGGCAGAGGCCCCGUUUCUCUGCAGCAGCACCAACAGGUUCCACUCUGGGAGCAGCAGCAUCUAGCCGGGCGGCUCUCUCAGGGAAGCCCUGGGGACUCUGUGCUGAUACCUCUGGCCCAGGUUGGACACCGGCCCCUGUCCAGAACCCAGUCUUCCCCAGCGGCACCUAUCUCCCUGCUGAGCCCAGAGCCCACCUGUCAGACCCAAGUCCUCAACAGCUCAGAGACACCUGCCACAGGGCUGGUUUAUGACUCGGUAAUGCUGAAACACCAAUGUUCCUGUGGAGACAACAGCAAGCAUCCCGAGCACGCCGGCCGCAUCCAGAGCAUCUGGUCCCGGCUGCAGGAACGGGGUCUCCGCAGCCAAUGUGAGUGUCUCCGAGGCCGAAAGGCUUCCCUAGAGGAGCUGCAGUCAGUCCACUCUGAAAGGCACGUGCUCCUCUACGGCACCAACCCACUCAGCCGCCUCAAACUGGAUAACGGGAAGCUUACAGGACUCUUGGCACAGCGGACGUUUGUGAUGCUGCCCUGUGGCGGGGUUGGGGUAGAUACUGACACCAUCUGGAAUGAGCUGCAUUCCUCUAAUGCAGCCCGCUGGGCUGCAGGCAGCGUCACCGACCUUGCCUUCAAAGUAGCUUCCGGAGAGCUAAAGAAUGGCUUCGCUGUGGUGCGACCCCCAGGACAUCACGCAGAUCAUUCUACAGCCAUGGGCUUUUGCUUCUUCAACUCCGUGGCCAUCGCCUGCCGACAGCUACAGCAACAUGGCAAAGCCAGCAAGAUCCUGAUUGUGGACUGGGAUGUUCACCAUGGGAACGGCACACAGCAGACUUUCUACCAGGACCCCAGUGUACUCUACAUUUCCCUUCAUCGCCAUGACGAUGGCAACUUCUUCCCAGGCAGUGGGGCCGUGGAUGAGGUGGGAACUGGCAGUGGCGAGGGUUUCAACGUCAAUGUGGCUUGGGCUGGGGGCUUGGAUCCACCCAUGGGGGAUCCUGAGUACCUGGCUGCUUUCAGGAUAGUGGUGAUGCCCAUUGCCCGAGAGUUUGCUCCAGACCUGGUCCUGGUGUCUGCCGGGUUUGAUGCUGCCGAAGGUCAUCCAGCCCCGCUGGGUGGCUACCACGUUUCUGCCAAAUGUUUUGGGUACAUGACACAGCAGCUGAUGAACUUGGCAGGAGGUGCAGUGGUGUUGGCCUUAGAGGGCGGCCAUGACCUCACAGCCAUCUGUGAUGCCUCGGAGGCCUGUGUGGCAGCUCUUCUGGGCAACAAGGUGGAUCCCCUUUCAGAAGAAAGCUGGAAACAGAAACCCAACCUCAAUGCCAUCCGCUCUCUGGAAGCUGUGGUCAGGGUGCACAGGAAGUACUGGGGCUGCAUGCAGCACCUGGCCUCCUCUCCAGACUCCUGGCUAUCCAGAGUGCCAGGAGCGGAUGCAGAAGUGGAAGCCGUGACCGCACUGGCAUCCCUUUCCGUGGGCAUCCUGACUGAAGACAGGCCCUCGGAACAGCUGAUGGAAGAGGAAGAGCCCAUGAAUCUCUAGGGUUUCGGAACAGAUCACCCUUCAGACGUGACUUUCCUCAUCUCGGUUGUCAGCCCUGGUCCUGGGUCUUCAGAGAGCCUCUGGGCAGGUAGUCAGAUCCAGAGCACAGCCUACCCUGACAGCUAUUCCCAAGGAACUUGAGAAGACCAACGGGGUCUGGGAUGGGGACCAGGGAGGACUCUGAGAGGAGGCAGGCUGGGCACUAGGGCCCAGCUGGGCUCUUCUAGAACAGAUAAGGCCUUCUGGUAUCCAGGCCCCUGGCUGUGACCUCCAUCCAUCAGGACUGCACAAAGAGGGACUGGCUCAAGCGGGCCCUUCCAUAACCACUAUUCUUAAUUUGGCCUCAGCUGGGGUGGCCUUUCCCAGGUUCUGAAGGGCUAGAGGAGUGUGGGGAGCCAAGGGUCCCCUAUUCCCGAGUACAGGAGAGUUUCCUCUCGCCAGCUUCCUCAGAUGCCUUUCUGGUAGCACUGGGCUCUGAGAGCCAUUCUGAGCUGCUCUCUCCCUGUGAGUAGUCACCUGCACCCAUCAGUCACUGUCCCACCAAAGGCCACGCUAUGUGGACCAUCUCAGUGCCCUGGUGCAGCAGACAGGUGCUCUCUGAGUCCUGUGUCUCCUAACCCAAUGGUGCCAAACCUUCAUCUCCCUUCAGAAGCACAACAGAAUCCCAGGGAUGCCUGGUCACUGCCCCCAGUAUGAGCCUUCUGUUUCUGGGGUCCCCUCGCCCCUCAGCUCUGACUGCUGCCCCACAUGGACUAGCUUGGCUGAGGGGAACAAGGUGGGAGAAUAGACAGACAUGAGGGAGGGGAGGCCACCCCGGAAGUCUUCGAGGCUUUUGAGGUCUAGGCCUGGGACCAAGAAAGAGUAUUUGUGUGUAUGUGUGUGUAUGAGUGUGUGUAAGAGUGUGUAUGUGAGUGUGUGUGUGUGUCUUCCCCCAGCCCCACCGUACCAUGUGUAUGUAUGCAUGUUUUUGUAAAAAAGAAAAAAAUGAAAAAAAAAAUCUGAACAACAUAUGUUUUAUUUGCUUU
Molecule: messenger RNA, 4226 nt
Organism: Grammomys surdaster
Lineage: Eukaryota; Metazoa; Chordata; Mammalia; Rodentia; Muridae
Gene: Hdac7
Product: histone deacetylase 7
Exons: 24
Coding region: 391-3201 (936 amino acids)
Biological process (GO): negative regulation of transcription by RNA polymerase II; chromatin organization
Cellular component (GO): histone deacetylase complex
Molecular function (GO): histone deacetylase activity
Source: RefSeq, a predicted model, not a curated record